UGUAGAGGGUGGUUGUGUCGCUUCCCGCUGCUUCCCGCCGCUCCCCGCUACCGAUAAUCUCCCCCUCUCUUCUCUCCUCUCCCCUUUUACAUCCCUUUGGGAGAUGUUUACGUGUCCUCCCCGCUUUGUAUCUCCCCUUCCCGAGGUCACGAUGCCCUUUGACCUGAGCUCGGGUAUAGAGUCUGUGUCGUGGUGAACCUUCCAGCCUCAGCUGACACCACGGGGUGAAAACCUUUCGAAGUAUAUACAUUUUUAUGUACAUUUCUGUGUAUAUCGCGAUAUAUUUCCUUGAAAUAUAUACACUGAGGGCAAAACCCUCUAAUGUGCAAUGAGAUUUUGAGUUGAGAACACAAAGAUUUAUAAAGAAAACGUAUAUUUAUACGGAAAACAUGUUAGAAAACUUAACAAGUUAGAAAACUUAACUUAGUGGGUAAAAUAUUUGUUCUCUUUUUUUUACGUGCCGAAGUUUACGAAAUUUAAUACCAAAGAAACAAGUGAGCAUUUUUAUCGCCUUUUUCAUCUUAUUCGUCGUCGUCGUCGUCGUCGUCGUUGUCGUUGUCUUGGAAACAGUCAUCUGGAGACGAGGAACGACGUGGAUUAAGACGACUGGAACACUUGUCCAAGACGACGAAUUAGGAGUCAAGACAGGUGGAGUGAAUGAGGCGUGAAGGUCAGGGAAGGUCGGUGGUUAUUCGAACUAGCGGCGAUGUGUGAGUCCAGCCAGCAGGAAUUGGAUUUACCUCGAGAGAGAUCAACUCCUUCGUCGGAAACCAGAUCACGCGAGAUCUAGACAAACGAUCUCGAGCGCUCGAGGUCGUACAUCUUCCACGGCUUGACUAGAUCUGAGGAAAAAUGAAGGACCCUAAGCUAGACAGGUACCAUUUGUUUUGGUUUGUUCCGGCGGCCAUCACCGCCAUACCCAGGGGAAGUUCUAGGCAUCCCCCACCUUCCCUGGUGGCGUUGAUAAUGGUGCCUCUGGCACUCCUCGCCCUCUUGGCUCCCAGGGUCGAGUCACAGAGUUCUACGAAAGUGUCGGAGACGUUGGGGUCUACCUUCCACCACAAGCGGGACCACUGGUACGGUGAAAUCAAAGACCAGCCGCAUCUGAAGAUUGAGUCCAGCGUGAGAACCAUCCCAAGUCAGACGUCGGGGUGGAGAAACGAUGUCAAAGGUUCCUUUGGAGGUUCUUACGUCAACUCCAAGUGGCAGGAGACAGUCAGGACUACCCAUAACUCCCUCCCCAAGACUGCCUCGGAACACGAAGCUGCGACUUCUGAAGAGGAAGACGAGGAGGAGGAGGAAGAAGAGGAUCUCACUGACCGGCAGAAGCGGACUGAAACGGAUCACUCGUCCACGAGCACCUGGGAAGGGAGCUUCCAUCUCACACUGAAGGAUGGAGGCUACGAGGGUCUGGUCGUGGACGUCAGCGACAAGGUCCCGCAGGACGACUGUCGCACCGUCAUAGAUGGAUUACAGGUGAGUCUAACCUCUUUCUUCAGGCGUUCUUCGAGACGGAUAAGGUCUCCCUGAAGGGCGGUCUUUGGGUCCGUGUCCCCGCAGCCCAGUCUUUGAAUGCAUUGAUUCCAGGCUCUUGAUGACAGGGGUUAAAGCUUCCCUCCUUUCCCCUGGAUCAAACCUCUUCUUAUUUAAAUAAUUAUUUUCAUCAGAGGGGAGCGAUAAACCCGUAGGGAUUUUACAGAGCCUCUGGGGAAGGGGGGGGGUGAAUGGAAGGCAUUCAGCCUCAGCC
Messenger RNA from Cherax quadricarinatus, 1747 nucleotides. The record is from RefSeq and is a predicted model, not a curated record. NCBI's taxonomy places the organism in Eukaryota, Metazoa, Arthropoda, Malacostraca, Decapoda, Parastacidae.